Messenger RNA from Heterobilharzia americana, 1225 nucleotides. NCBI's taxonomy places the organism in Eukaryota, Metazoa, Platyhelminthes, Trematoda, Strigeidida, Schistosomatidae. The record is from the annotation of a GenBank genome assembly.
CUCCUUUUUUGAUGACGACCAUGAACAGCUGUCUGGCAAUACGAUAUUUGAAGGUACAGUCCGCACCACAGCCUCCGGAAAAGUCGUAUAUAACCGUACAAAUUAAAAAAAGACAACUACUCCUCGGGUUUACCUCGGCUUCCUUAAUCAAUUUCAUUGCCUAACGUUUUUGAGGUUCGUUUAAUGAAUGCGUUACUUUGAGUGUAGCGUAAGUCUUCGUAGGUGUUUCUCACUGCAUAGGUUCUGUACAUUAGCAUUCCCUCGUCAUUAUGUCGCCUACUACGCGCACGUUAAGGCUCCCUUCAAAGCUUCGUUAGGGAGAUGCAACAGGAUUUUUAUUCCGUCAUAUAGUUUCAGCUCUGUGGCAAAUAAUCGGACAUGUUGGAGCUGCAACAGGUUAGUACCAAAUGUAGCAUUUUUCUGUGAAUGUGGCAUGUUACAGCCGUUUAAUGAUAACUGGACCUACUUUGACGUUCUGGGGUAUUCAUGUCCACAAAUAGUUGUCGAUAUAAACGAUCUUACUGAUCGGAUGAGACGGACUCAAAGAAUAUUGCACCCAGACAAAUUCAGCAAGAAAUCUUCAUAUGAAAGAAAAAUUGCUUCAGAUGCUUCUGCACUUGUAAAUAAGGCAUAUGAUAUCUUGCGAAAGCCGGUGAGUCGUUUCGAAUACAUUCUAAAUCUUCAUGGAAUAUCGACUGAUGAUUCGUGCUUUCAGAAGUCAGAUAAUUCAGUUUUUCUGUCAGAAGUGAUGCAGAUCAGGGAAGAAGUUGAAGAAGUGAUCUACACAAUUACAAAUUUUGAUGGCUCAGGAAGUGAUUUAAGUGCACUGACAAACAAUCUCAGUAAGCUUGUUAAUGACCUUCGCCGAAGGCUGAAUGAUGAAGAGAAAACCAUUGUCAGUAACAUUGAAAAAUCAGACUGGUCCAGUGCCUUGGUUUCCCUUUCUCAGUAUAAGUAUAUUAUGAAGAUACAAGAGCAACUGCGUGAACACGAGCUGAUCUGGAAACAGCUGGGAAUCAAUGUUACCACCGCUUAAAAGCGACAUUGCAAAAACUGAUAUACUUGUUUAUUUGCAGUUACUACUCUACCUAUCCUACUAUUUUCCUUUAAAGUAAGAGAUUUUAUACAGAAUGAAGCUAUGGAAAACAGUGUUUUUCCCUUAAGAUGGGUGAAUUGACAUUUGUGCGCCGAAGUUUUGACAAUUUAAAAUAAACUAUAUUCCGUG